This is a messenger RNA of Echinops telfairi (small Madagascar hedgehog), 1638 nucleotides long. RefSeq names its product zinc finger protein 3 (gene ZNF3). The record is from RefSeq and is a predicted model, not a curated record. The coding region runs from base 286 to 1626 and encodes 446 amino acids. NCBI's taxonomy places the organism in Eukaryota, Metazoa, Chordata, Mammalia, Afrosoricida, Tenrecidae. Gene Ontology annotation, molecular function: DNA-binding transcription repressor activity, RNA polymerase II-specific. The transcript is spliced from 6 exons. Gene Ontology annotation, biological process: negative regulation of transcription by RNA polymerase II.
GUCCCGAGUGUGUGGGUUUGGGUCCGGGUCCAGCGGGGCCUGGUUCGCGCCCGGCCCCCCCACUUGUCCCGUCCCGCCCCCAGGCUUUGGUGUCAACAAAUGUCAGAAUUCCCAGAAACGUGCAACCGAGGCUGCCGGAUUCCCCAUUAUCGCUGCUUUGCCCUCAAGGACUGAACCCCCAAAGAAGGAAAGACUCCAGCAGUGCUUCCUCAUUCUCAUUCGAAACCUGCCUCCUGCUGAGUCUGCACACAGGAAACCAACGUGCCGGCCCUUCUCGCCCCACCCAUGGAAGCUCAGGCUGCUCCUGUAUCUCAGGAACCUCAGACCCUGCUUCAGAGUGCUCUUCCUUCUCCCAAAGUCCCAGCCUUUUCUGACAAGGACGGCUUCGGGAAUGAGAUGUUGGCGGCUGCACUCCUAAAGACCAAGUCCCAGGACUUGGUGACAUUUGAGGAUGUGGCUGUGUACUUCAUCCGGAAAGAGUGGAAGCGUUUGGAACCUGCUCAGAGAGACCUCUACAGGGAUGUGAUGCUGGAGAAUUACGGAAACGUGUUCUCGCUGGAUGGAGAGAACAGAAGUGAGAAUGAUCAAGAAAUGUCUAAAGAUACAGGAUCCCACGGGGUUCUAUUGGGAAGACUCCAAAAGGACAUUUCUCAGGGUCUUAAGUUUGAAGAAGCCUGUGGACACGAAGUCAGUCUAAAGCGGCAGCUGGAGAACUCCUCUGGAGAAAGAUUGCCUAGGAAGAUAAAAGACUUUAAUCAAGUUACAGCGGAGGCGAAGCUAACCCCCAUGGGCAAGAGAUGUGAGAAAUAUGAUUUGGGGGAUAGCUGCCCUGUGAGUACCAACCUUACUUCACAUCAGAGACUUCCGAUGGGAGACCGACCCCACAAGUGUGAUGAGUGUAGCAAAAGCUUUAAUCGAACUUCAGACCUUAUUCAGCAUCAGAGAAUCCACACUGGGGAAAAACCCUAUGAAUGUAAUGAGUGCGGGAAGGCCUUCAGCCAGAGCUCACACCUUAUCCAGCACCAGCGAAUUCACACUGGGGAGAAACCUUAUGAAUGUAACGAUUGUGGGAAGACUUUUAGUUGCAGCUCUGCUCUUAUUCUGCAUCGGCGAAUUCACACUGGGGAGAAACCUUAUGAAUGCAGUGAAUGUGGGAAAACCUUCAGCUGGAGCUCCACCCUUACUCAUCAUCAGCGGAUCCACACUGGAGAGAAGCCCUAUGCUUGUAAUGAAUGUGGGAAGGCCUUCAGCAGGAGCUCCACUCUUAUUCAUCAUCAGCGGAUCCACACUGGAGAGAAGCCCUAUGAAUGUAAUGAAUGUGGGAAGGCCUUCAGCCAGAGCUCACACCUGUAUCAGCACCAGAGGAUCCACACUGGAGAGAAACCCUACGAAUGUAUGGAAUGUGGAGGGAAGUUUACCUAUAGUUCAGGCCUUAUUCAGCAUCAACGAAUCCACACCGGGGAGAAUCCCUAUGAAUGUAAUGAAUGUGGGAAAGCCUUUAGGUAUAGUUCAGCUCUUGUUCGCCAUCAGAGAAUUCACACUGGAGAGAAGCCCUUGAAUGUAAUGGGUAUGAGCAAAAGUUCUCUCAGAGUUACUGCUGAAUUAAACAUCCAAGAGUCUGCAUGAAAGACCACCACA